Messenger RNA from Apis dorsata (giant honeybee), 1660 nucleotides. RefSeq names its product odorant receptor 13a-like. Lineage: Eukaryota; Metazoa; Arthropoda; Insecta; Hymenoptera; Apidae. Gene Ontology annotation, molecular function: odorant binding; olfactory receptor activity. The record is from RefSeq and is a predicted model, not a curated record. The transcript has 4 exons. Gene Ontology annotation, biological process: sensory perception of smell; detection of chemical stimulus involved in sensory perception of smell. Gene Ontology annotation, cellular component: plasma membrane. The coding region runs from base 476 to 1660 and encodes 394 amino acids.
CCGUUUACAAUUGCAUCCUUUGCCAUGUUAAAAGUAAUCGCAAUUUAGACAUUUCAAUUGUUUUCUACUUUUUUUCUAAGAAAUAGGAUCUUUUAGUUAUAAGAAAACAGUCCUUUCCUUUUUUCAAAUGUUAUAUUCCUGGCUUGCAAAGAAUAUUUUUUUAAAUGAACCUUUAGAAACUUAGACCAAUUUUCGAAGCAAAUGCUCAUGGGUUUCUAUUAUUCAUAUCAAAGUAUAGCAAUAAAGUACCUACAAAAGUAAUAACUUCCGUCGGAAUUUUCUUAGUGAUGACAGUUGAUAUAGAAAUGGAAACGUCUUGGACGAUAGAUAGUUAAGUGAUUAUAGCUAAAUAAAAAAUGAUUCGAAAAAUACAACGCGUCGCUAUGUGCAAAAAGAAAAGGGAGAAAAAGAAUACAUUGUAUUCAAGCAUUACUGAGUAUGAUCGAUUGACGAUUUCUUACAUCGUUCUAAAAAAAUGAAGACAACAUCGAACAAAGACUUCACUUACGCUAUGAUUCCGUUGAAAUUCUUGUCAUGGCCCGUAGGCACUUGGCCUUUCCAAGUGCACGAAAUAUUUUCAAUCUCACGUACCAUAUUUUCAAUUUCACUUUUGUUAUUGAUGGUAGUGAUUUUACAAGUGGAAUUAUAUUUGGACAGAAGCAACGCAGAAAAUAACCUAGAUGCUCUUCUAUUAAUUAAUUGCGGUAUUUUAGCAGUGGCAAAAGUGAUGUGUUUUCGUAUACGUUCUAUAGGACUCGUUUCCAAUUUUUCUUCUGCGAUUAAGGAUUACAACGAAUUAAACAGUGAAGAAAAUCGAGUGAUUAUGCGCCGGCAUGCAUACAUGAGUAGAGUAGCAUGCGCCAGUUUAAUAUCUUGCUCGUUUAUCGCGUCCACGCUUUUUAUGACUGUGCCUAUGCUUACUGGCAAAGACAAAGAAGAAAUAAUUAAUAUAACGGAAAAAAGUAUAAUAAAAUAUCCUAUUCCAUCUAAAAAUGCAUUGGCGAUUAUAAAUAUGCCGGAAAAUUUGAGUUUCAUGGUUUUCAUCAUAGAAUACAUGAUGCUAUUAUUCACGAGUACUGGGAAUCUAGGUAGCGAUUCAUUGUUUUUCGGUAUUGUUUUUCAUUUGUGUGGUCAAGUGGAGAUUUUAAAAUUAAAAUAUAAUAAAUUGUCCAAUACAAACGAAAGAACAAUGGAACAUAUUAUUUUAUUAACCAAAAGACAUAUUUACUUGUUGAAUCUGAGUAAGAUGCUAAAUGAGACAGUUAGUUCUAUUUUGGUCAUACAACUUUUUUCAAGUUGCGUACUUAUAUGUACAACUGGAUUUCAACUUAUUCUCACUUUGACUUUUGGAAAUGUCGUCUUGACGAUAAAAAUACUUGCAGAGAUAUCCAUUCUUUUGAUACAAUUGUUCGCAUAUAGUUACGUAGGUGAAUAUUUAAAGAACCAAACUGAAGGUAUCGGUAAUUCGAUAUAUUUCUGUACUUGGUAUGAUAUGCCAAAAAAUAUAUCCAAAGAUAUUAUUUUUAUUAUUAUGAAAUCUCAACGUCCAGUUCUCUUGACAGCUGGGAAAUUCUUUGUUGUCAACAUGCAAACAUAUAUGAGUAUUUUAAAAACUUCGAUGUCGUAUCUUUCAGUUCUUCGAGUGAUGGUAAAUUCUUAA